Mucor mucedo is the source of this 922-nucleotide messenger RNA. RefSeq lists its product as uncharacterized. Lineage: Eukaryota; Fungi; Mucoromycota; Mucoromycetes; Mucorales; Mucoraceae. The record is from RefSeq and is a predicted model, not a curated record. The coding region runs from base 292 to 675 and encodes 127 amino acids. The transcript has 4 exons.
GGUAUUGUGUCAAGCGGCGAAAGAGAAAAAUGAUGUAGAUAUACAUACCGCACAUGUAUUAAGCCAAGUAUUGCCAUUAUUUGUUCGCUUUUCUUAGGGACAGCCAAAGUGCACGUGGUCGCAACGUAAGAUCUGUGAUUUUGUUGUUUCAAUAAUCAAACCCAAGGUGGAGCUACCUUAAUUAUUGAUAAUAUACGACCAUUUUUAAAACACUGUAUCAUUUCCGAGCUUGAGGGAGUCAAAUACGAAUGGUUGACAUACCGGGUAGCUCUGCCUUCGGACGGGCAAAUCAUGAUUCCAGAUCUGGCUCUUUUUGUUGAGUUAAACUCAAGCACCAAUUAUGAGUUAUUUUUUGUUGAAGUCAAAAGAAGAGGCAAAUAUCAAAACAGCAAUCUGGAGAACGACUUGGUAAAGUUAGGAAAGGAAAUGCCUACAGCAUUGAAUAAAUUGGUGAAGAAAAGAGUAAGAAAUCCUGAAGUUGCUGGAUUAUUAAUUGAAGAUACAAAGGUGAUAGCCUAUCAAAUGACAUUGAAAUACGAGGGGCUAUAUCAAAUGAUUGAAAUCAGUCGGUUCAAUUUCACCAGAGACAAUACUGACGAUGUUUUACUGAUACCUGCCAUUAUUGAAAAACUCAGUCAGAUAAAAGAAAUAGUGUAUGAAUUAAUGGAUACCUAGCUUCUACAACCAAAUAUACAAAUAUCGAUAAGACAUUUUAUAUUUGGGAUCUUAAUUUAUUUAUUACAAAGAUAAUGAAUAAAUAAUCAACUAUUAUCUUAUAUUGCCAAUUACACUUGACAAACAAGUAUGCAUCUUUUACAGUAACCGUUGGAUGAUCUGAUAAAUAAGUGUCUCGUAAUACUAAAGAUUUAUUAGAAUACUCAUGCUCCCGAUCUACUGAUAUGGGACAACGUUAUCUGGAAAC